Messenger RNA from Leptonychotes weddellii (Weddell seal), 3298 nucleotides. The record is from RefSeq and is a predicted model, not a curated record. NCBI's taxonomy places the organism in Eukaryota, Metazoa, Chordata, Mammalia, Carnivora, Phocidae.
UGUCCCUUUCUUCCCUUCCUCUGUGUCUGCUCUUCUCAGAAGUUAGCUUACAAAGCAAAGUUGUAACUUUGAAUUCCUGUUUUUCCAACUACCCUCAUGUGACAGGAUAUCUCCUUAUUGGAGGUUUUCCCUAAUUUCAGAAGCCCUUUAAAAGUGAGAGCUUCCUCCACACCUCUUUUCAGCAGGGCAGCUCUGAGAACAGAGUAGCGGAAGGGGUGAUUGGGUGCCUGCAUUGUUUUGGUUCCUUCUUACCCCCUCCUCUCCAUCAGUGCAAGCUAAGGAUAAACUCUGGGACAUGAGGCUGUCCCUGCUCCUGGUUUUCCUCUCUCUCAUUCCGGUCGCCGUACAGCUGUUGGACACUAAGCAAUUUUUGAUAUAUAAUGAAGAUCACAAGCGCUGCGUGGAAGCAUUAAGUCCCAGUGCAGUCCAAACAGCAGUUUGCAACCAGGACAAUGAGGCGCAGAAAUUCCGAUGGGUAUCUGAAUCCCGGAUUAUGAGUGUUGCUUUUAAAUUAUGUUUGGGGGUGCCAUCAAAAACAGAUUGGGUUGCUGUCACUCUAUAUGCCUGUGACCCAAAGAGCGAAUUUCAGAAAUGGGAGUGCAAAAAUGACACACUUUUGGGGAUCAAGGGAGAAGAUUUAUUUUUUAACUAUGGCAAUAAACAAGAAAAGAAUAUUAUGCUCUACAAGGGUUCUGGUUUAUGGAGCAGAUGGAAAGUCUAUGGAACCACAGAUGAUUUAUGCUCUAGAGGUUAUGAAGACAUGUACACGCUGCUGGGCAAUGCCAACGGGGCAACGUGCGCCUUUCCAUUCAAGUUUGAAAACAAGUGGUAUGCAGAUUGUACAAGUGCUGGGCGAUCAGAUGGAUGGCUCUGGUGUGGGACCACAGCAGACUAUGACGCGGACAAGCUAUUUGGAUAUUGUCCCUUGAAAUUCGAGGGCAGUGAAAGCUUAUGGAAUAAAGACCCGCUGACUGGCAUUUCCUACCAGAUAAACUCCAAAUCUGCUUUAACUUGGCACCAGGCGAGGAGAAGCUGCCAGCAACAGAGUGCUGAACUCUUGAGUAUCACGGAGAUUCACGAGCAAACGUACCUGACAGGAUUAACCAGUUCCUUGACCUCAGGACUCUGGAUUGGUCUUAACAGCCUGAGUUUCAACAGUGGAUGGCAAUGGAGUGGUGGCAGUCCAUUCAGAUAUUUGAACUGGUUACCAGGAAGUCCAUCAACAGAACCUGGAAAAAGCUGUGUGUCACUAAAUCCUGGGAAAAAUGCUAAAUGGGAAAAUCUGGAAUGUGUUCAGAAACUAGGCUAUAUUUGUAAGAAGGGCAACACAACUUUGAAUUCUUUUGUGAUUCCCUCCGAAAGCGAUGUGCCUACUAACUGUCCAAGUCAGUGGUGGCCAUAUGCAGGUCACUGCUACAAGAUUCACAGAGAGGAGAAGAAAAUCCAAAGACAUGCCUUGACUGCGUGUCGGAAGGAAGGUGGUGAUCUAGCCAGUAUCCACAGCAUUGAGGAAUUUGAUUUUAUCAUCUCCCAACUGGGAUAUGAGCCAAAUGAUGAGUUAUGGAUUGGCUUAAAUGACAUCAAGAUUCAAAUGUAUUUUGAGUGGAGUGAUGGGACCCCUGUUACAUUUACUAAAUGGCUUCGUGGGGAACCAAGCCAUGAAAACAACAGGCAGGAAGACUGCGUUGUAAUGAAAGGCAAGGAUGGGUACUGGGCAGAUCGGGCCUGUGAGCGACCUCUUGACUACAUCUGUAAGAUGAAAUCUCAAACCCAACCCUCGGGAACAGUGGAGGUAGAACAAGGCUGCCAAAAAGGCUGGAAAAGACAUGGCUUCUACUGCUAUUUGAUUGGACACACACUUUCAACAUUUAUGGAAGCAAAUCAAACCUGUAUAAAUGAGAAGGCUUACUUAACAACUGUUGAAGACAGAUAUGAACAAGCCUUUCUGACUAGUUUGGUUGGAUUGAGGCCUGAAAGAUAUUUUUGGAUAGGACUUUCAGAUGUGCAAAACAAAGGGACCUUUCAGUGGACCAUUGAGGAAAAAGUUCAGUUCACCCACUGGAAUUCAGAUAUGCCAGGGCGGAAAACAGGAUGCGUUGCCAUGAGAACUGGAGUUGCAGGGGGCUUGUGGGAUGUUUUGAGAUGUGAAGAAAAAGCAAAAUUUGUGUGCAAACACUGGGCAGAAGGAGUCACUCGCCCGCCGGAGCCCACGACAACUCCCGAACCCAAAUGUCCAGAGGAUUGGGGCACCAGCAGUAAAACAAGCUUGUGUUUCAAGCUGUUUGCAAAAGGAAAACAUGAGAAGAAAACCUGGUUUGAAUCUCGAGAUUUUUGUAAAGCUCUGGGCGGUGACCUAGCUAGUAUCAAUAAUAAAGAAGAACAGCAAGCAAUAUGGCGAUUAAUAGCGGCUAGCGGAAGCUAUCAUGAACUGUUUUGGUUGGGAUUGACAUAUGGAAGUCCUUCAGAGGGCUUUACUUGGAGUGAUGGUUCUCCUGUUUCAUAUGAAAAUUGGGCUUAUGGAGAACCCAACAAUUAUCAAAAUGUCGAAUACUGUGGUGAAUUGAAAGGUGACUCUGGUAUGUCCUGGAAUGAUAUUAACUGUGAACAUCUCAACAACUGGAUUUGCCAAAUACAAAAAGGACAAACACCAAAACCUGAGCCAACACCAGCUCCUCAAGACAAUCCACCAGUCACUGAAGAUGGGUGGGUGAUUUACAAAGACUACCAGUAUUAUUUUAGCAAAGAGAAGGAAACCAUGGACAAUGCCCGAGAAUUUUGCAAGAGGAACUUUGGUGAUCUUGUUUCUAUUCAAAGUGAAAGUAAAAAGAAGUUUCUAUGGAAAUAUGUAAACAGGAAUGAUGCACAGCCAGCAUAUUUUAUUGGCUUACUGAUCAGCUUGGAUAAAAAGUUUAUUUGGAUGGAUGGGAGCAAAGUGGAUUACGUGGCUUGGGCCACAGGUGAACCUAAUUUUGCAAAUGACGAUGAAAACUGCGUGACCAUGUAUUCAAAUUCAGGGUUUUGGAAUGACAUUAAUUGUGGUUAUCCAAAUGCCUUCAUCUGCCAGAGACAUAACAACAGCAUCAACACCACCAUUACUCCAACGGCACCUUCAGUCCCAGGAGGCUGUAAGGAAGGCUGGAAUUUUUACAAUAACAAGUGUUUCAAAAUCUUUGGAUUUGUUGAAGACGAAAGAAAAAGUUGGCAAGAGGCACGAAAAGCUUGCAUAGGAUUUGGGGGAAAUCUGGUAUCAAUCCGCAACGAAAAGGAGCAAGGUAUGCAGACAUUGUAUGAUCAGUGA